Molecule: messenger RNA, 1951 nt
Organism: Macadamia integrifolia
Lineage: Eukaryota; Viridiplantae; Streptophyta; Magnoliopsida; Proteales; Proteaceae
Product: protein FAR1-RELATED SEQUENCE 5-like
Exons: 2
Coding region: 267-833 (188 amino acids)
Source: RefSeq, a predicted model, not a curated record
CACCACUUAUAUACGUAUCGAUAUUCGAUGACGCUUAGGAGAGGAUCCGAUUGCCCCCCUCCCGAGUCCCCUCCCAGUUCCAAAACAAAUAUAGAGAAACCAUGCGGUUUAAGGCCGACUCUCGUCACGUUCAAAGCACAAAGCCAUGACUCCAAAGCUCAAUAGCGCCUGAAUUCUUUUCCCGAUCGGUCUGUUUUUACUCUUUUUGAUCGAUCGUUUUUCGUGGGCUAUUCAGUCUUUACAGUCAAACGACAAUAGGGAAAUUCAUGGAUUUUGGACUUCAUUUGGGGGUUAGUGGGGAGGAAUUAGGGAAUCCCACAGCUACGGUUGUUAGAGAGGGUCAUAACAAUGAAUUGGUUGAAAGUUCUGAUCAAGGGGAGAUACAUCAGGGUGAGAAUGAUAUAGUAUCUCAGAGUUCUUCUGGAAGAACUUUAGCUGGAAGUGAAGGGAAUGCAAAUUUAGAACCACAAGUGGGUAUGGAGUUUGAGUCUGAAACAGCUGUACAUGCAUUUUAUAGUGCAUAUGCUAUGCGGACGGGAUUCAUAGCCCGCUCAAACAAAGUCUAUCGUUCAAGGCGUGAUCGGGCUAUUAUUGGUCGGGAAUAUGUGUGUAACAAAGAGGGUUUCCGAGUACCUGAUAAGCGUCGGAGUGUAAUCAAGCCACGGGCACCCACAAGGCUUGGUUGCAAAGCGAUGAUUGCUGUAAAAAGACUCAGUUCAGGGAAAUGGACUAUUUCCAGAUUUGUGAAGGAGCACAGUCAUCCACUAACUCCUGGAAAGAAUCAAAAGGGUUCACUAUUAGAUCAAUAUCCGGUGAGUCUCUUCCUUUUAUGAAAUACAUGUGAAUGAAUGGCUCCAGCCUCCGUGUUCUGAGCUCAUCCGUCUAUAAGCUUGUCUUAAUUUUUAGGCAUUGUUUACAUAUGAAACUAGUUUUUCUGUUGCAGAUUUUAUUGUUACAUUCUUGGUCAGUCCUUUGUAUGCUCUUUCAAUGAAUGAUUUUACGCAUAAUUUCUUGAUGCAUAGAAAUGAUAUGAUUUUUAUAUUCUAUAUAUAACUAUAGUGUAGUUAGACAAGAAACAGCCUCUCCGUGAAGCAGGGGGUAAGGCUGUGUACAUUAUGACCCUCCCCAGACCCCGUAGUGGCGGGAGCCUCAUGCACUUGGUACUCCCUUUUUACUGUAGUUAGACAAGCUACACAUUAUAUUAUUAAAUGAAAGUGAUUAAGAAUUCUAUUUAAAAAAAGAAAAAAAGGAAAAAGAAAACAGUUAAGAACAAAAGGUGCAAGAUGUUACACCAGCACCGGGGGUCUAUAAACUGCCCAGCAGGUACCUUGCAACCAAUGGAUUGUUUUAAUUGAGAAGUAGUUACUGUUUCUUAUAGCUCAUUUGUGCUACUCUAUUGUUGGUUAAACAUUAUUGGAAAGAUGUUAACAUUCCUUCUUACAUAUUAACCAUCUGUUAUUCCCCCCAUGCAAUAUCAGAUGAGUCAUGAUCAUAUUGUUUUAAGCUGUUUCUGGUGAAUUUGCAUGAAUGCUAUGACGUACUAAAAUAAGUUUGAGCAUAUACUAAAGCAAAAAGUAGAAAACUAAAAUGCAUUUCCUUGGAUCACUAAGCACCUGUUUUACUAAACAAAAUAAAAAGUUUGACAAUUCCAUUCUUAAGUGUAGUGCAACUCAAAUUCGUCGUCUCAUUGAACUAGGCACUCUUUCAACUAAUGUUAUAAUGAUACCCUUGAUUAGAUGACCAAAAUGGGAAAAUACCAAAGACAUUUGGAUUUGCUUAAGUGAUCACAGUAAAAUUUGAUCAGGACAAGUAGGUUGGUUCAUUUAGUCCUCCUAUCUAAACAAAUUUGACAGUAGAUAAGCCCUAAUUUAAUCAAUACUAAUAUUAUAAUGAGGAAAAGAAUAUCAAAUUAACAUUGUCUUGUGGGAGUUCCUAUGUAGACUGCAGAGGU